Gossypium arboreum is the source of this 3048-nucleotide messenger RNA. RefSeq names its product U-box domain-containing protein 35-like. The coding region runs from base 515 to 2905 and encodes 796 amino acids. Gene Ontology annotation, biological process: protein phosphorylation. NCBI's taxonomy places the organism in Eukaryota, Viridiplantae, Streptophyta, Magnoliopsida, Malvales, Malvaceae. The transcript is spliced from 10 exons. The record is from RefSeq and is a predicted model, not a curated record. Gene Ontology annotation, molecular function: ATP binding; protein kinase activity.
AAGGGUGCUCUCUCAUAGUCUAACUCCGACUUUUUGGUGAAAUUUUUGCUGCAAUUCGAAGUUUAUAUUUUUAUCAAGUUAAUUAAUUCAAAAUAAGACAAUUAAUUGACAGAAAAAUAUGUGAUUGAGGUUGAAAAUUGUCCCUUUCUUCUCAAGGGGAAUAUGGAAUGCAUGCAUGCCAAUGCCAUGCAGAAAUAGGUUGUUGCCAUCCCUUGUUUCUUUGGUGUUUCUUAGCCUCCUCUUCACAGAAACAACUUAAGACAUAAUUUUUUAUUAGACCAAAGUAUAAUGCAGGCAAGGGUUUUUUAGAGAGAAAUAUACCUAGCUAGGGAUUAAAACCUCAGUUUAAAUCUUCUCCCCUAAAAAAUGUAAAGCCUGCCCAGCCAGCCAGUGACACCACACCCAUUUGUAGAAAACAACCGGUACGUACGUACAUAUAUUCGAUCUUGAAGUACAGCGGCGCGUCUUAUUUGCACUACCAAAUAUAUAUAAUUAAGAUAGAAAGAGAUUGGAUAUGUGGACGCCAAGAAGUAGUUAUGGCGAAAGGAGAGAGAUAAGAACAAAUGUGGGGUUGGUGGCAGUGGCCAUAGACAAGGACAAAAACAGCCACAAUGCCCUGAAAUGGGCAAUUGACCAUCUCCUGCAAAAAGGCCAAACCCUCAUUCUCAUCCAUGUAAAAGUCAAACCAUUCUCUCCUUACACGCCGCCUCUCCCUACAUCUCGUACAGGGUUGAACCAAUUUUCUGAAAUGAAUGGUGACUUACCAUUGGUAUGUAAAGAUCCUGAUCCACAGACCAGGGAACUUUUCCUUCCUUUCCGUUGCUUUUGUACUCGUAAGGAUAUACCCUGCAAAGAUGUUGUCCUAGAAGAGACAGACGUAGCUAAAGCAUUGAUUGAAUAUGUUAGCCAGGCUGGAAUCGAGAUUUUGGUCGUAGGUGCCUCCACAAAAACAGGCUUUCUUAGUAGAUUUAAAGCAACAGAUAUUCCAGCAAUGGUAUCAAAAAAUGCACCAGACUUUUGUAGUGUUUAUGUGAUAUCCAAAAGCAAAAUUUCAUCCAUGCGAUCAGCUUCUCGUCCAGCUCCAGCUAUCUCCCCAUUGCGUAAUCACCUUCUUAACCAGCCAGGCUUAAUACCAACUCCUCUUGAAUCGCAUAUCCUGCCAGCUAAUAGCUCGAGAGUUGAGAAGCCGCGACUUGAACCUCAGCGUAAAUCUACCGAUUCCAUGGAUUCCAUAAGGUCGCCUUUUAACAGGGGAGGCCAAAAUGUGAAAUCAUAUCCAGCACUCCCUAUGCCAUUUACAGAUAUAUCCUUUGUCAGUUCUGGCAGACCAAGCAUUGACCGUAUGUUUCCCGAAUUCUACGAUUACCAAGAAGCAAGCCGCACUGCCACUGCUCCAAGACUGUCCAAUGUUUCAGACUAUGAAAGUAAUUUUAGCUUCGAGUCAAUGCACUUUGGACGGAACUCAGUGGAUUUGAGCUCUCCACAUGAUUUCUCAUACGUUUCGCAGGACAGUGACAAUUUUUCAAACUUAUCUACUUCAAUGGAGGACGUGGAAGCCGAAAUGAGGAGGCUAAAGCUGGAGCUAAAGCAAACUAUGGAAAUGUAUAGUACUGCCUGCAAAGAAGCACUCACAGCAAAACAGAAGGCAAGAGAACUCCAGCUGUGGAAAUUGGAAGAGGAACGGAGAUUGGAAGAGGCACGACUUGCUGAGGAAGCUGCAUUAGCAAUAGCAGAAAAGGAGAAAGCUAAGUCAAAAGCAGCAAUGGAAGCCGCUGAAGCGGCUCAGAGAAUUGCAGAAAUUGAAUCACAAAAAAGGGUGAACGCAGAAAUGAAAGCGCUCAAGGAAUCAGUGGAAAAGAAAAAGGCACUUGAUGCAUUAGCACAUUCAGAUUACAGGUACAGGAAGUACACAAUAGAGGAAAUUGAAGCUGCCACUGAAUUCUUCUCAGAAGUUCUCAAGAUUGGGGAAGGGGGUUAUGGCCCCGUGUAUAAAGCCCGUCUAGAUCAUACUCCCGUUGCAAUUAAGGUUUUGCGACCAGAUGCAGCACAAGGAAGGUCACAGUUUCAGCAAGAGGUAGAAGUUUUAAGCUGCAUACGGCAUCCAAACAUGGUUCUCCUGUUGGGAGCCUGCCCAGAGUAUGGAUGCCUAGUGUAUGAGUUCAUGUCUAACGGGAGCUUAGAGGACCGUCUCUUCAGGAGAGGGAACACUCCGACUCUCUCUUGGCAGCUUAGGUUCAGAAUUGCAGCCGAAAUUGGAACAGCCUUGCUGUUCCUCCACCAGACUAAACCCGAACCCAUAGUCCACCGUGACUUGAAACCAGCCAAUAUCUUACUUGACCGCAACUUUGUGAGCAAGAUUAGUGAUGUUGGGUUGGCCAGACUAGUUCCUCCAUCUGUGGCUGACAAUGUAACCCAGUAUCGGAUGACCUCCACAGCAGGAACUUUCUGCUACAUAGAUCCAGAAUACCAGCAGACAGGCAUGCUGGGAGUGAAGUCGGAUGUAUACUCCCUUGGCAUCAUGCUUCUACAAAUAAUAACAGCAAAACCACCAAUGGGAUUGACUCACCAUGUGCAACGGGCUAUUGAGAAGGGGACAUUUGCUCAAAUGCUGGACCCAUCUAUUGAUAAUUGGCCGGUUCAAGAGGCCUUGAGCUUCGCAAAGAUUGCACUUAACUGUGCAGAGCUAAGGAGGAAAGAUAGACCCGAUCUGGGCAAAGUCGUCCUGCCAGAACUGAACAGGCUGCGAUUACUUGCUGAAGAAACCAUGCACCUCACUUGGGAAGCUGGAAGUCCAGGACACUCCCCCAACUAUAGCCAAGUUUCGCUGCAACUAGAGCACUCCAGUUGUCCUAAUUUUCUACACUCCGAUGAAUACUCAAGAAGCCCUCCCAACGAGAAUCCAUAGGUCGUUCCAUGGCAAAUUGAUGACAUCAUAAUUAAUUAAUAUGUACAUAUGCGUUUAUCAAUCAAAUUUUGUUGUGUUAUUAUUUUAUAUUUUUAAUUAAAAAUUUAAAUGAAAAUUUAUAUUUCUAGAACUUAUUUUAACAA